This is a messenger RNA of Melanaphis sacchari, 1235 nucleotides long. Its product is annotated as amine sulfotransferase-like. The record is from RefSeq and is a predicted model, not a curated record. Gene Ontology annotation, cellular component: cytoplasm. Gene Ontology annotation, biological process: sulfation. NCBI's taxonomy places the organism in Eukaryota, Metazoa, Arthropoda, Insecta, Hemiptera, Aphididae. The coding region runs from base 43 to 1029 and encodes 328 amino acids. The transcript has 6 exons. Gene Ontology annotation, molecular function: sulfotransferase activity.
UCUCCGAGCAGAAUCUUACCAGCUUACGAAUAGUCACUAAACAUGGCUGAUAUUAUAUAUUCAAGUGUAAACAACGAAGUAUCUGACAUUCUGAAUAAGUGUUUUGUUACCAGCUUUCGAAACGGAUAUAUUAAAGCUAAUGAUGUGGUGUUGCCUGUGUACUUCAAGAAAUUUGGACAGCGUAUACAGGACAUGGAAAUCAGAGACGAUGAUAUUUGGGUUUGCAGUUAUCCAAAAACAGGAACCACGUGGUGCCAAGAGAUGACGUGGUGCAUUGCAAAUGAUUUGGACUUCGAAGGUGCCAAACAAUUUUUGCCCGAAAGAUUUCCAUUUUUAGAUCACACACCACUAUUUGACUAUGAAAAAGUGCUGCCAGAAAAACCAGAUCUCAAGCUACCGUUGUAUGUGUCUGAUUCGAUUACGUUCAUAAAUGAAUUAAAAUCUCCGAGAUUUAUCAAGACACAUUUACCUUACAAACUUCUACCAAAAAAACUUAGAGACCAAAGUACCAAAGCAAAAAUAGUUUACGUGGCCAGAAACCCAAAAGACACUUGCCUUUCAUAUUUUCAUCAUUGUUGUUUGUUAGAAGGAUAUACUGGAAAUUUCGAAGAUUUUUGUAAACUGUUUACCUCUGAUUCCCUCUGCUUUAGCCCAUUUUUUGAUCACAUCCUUGGCUACUGGAACCGAAGAGACGAUUCGCGGGUACUUUUUUUGAAGUACGAAGACAUGAAACAGGAUCUACGUUCGGUUAUUCGUCGAACAGCUCAAUUUUUAGGCAAAGAUUUAAUUGAAGAUCAGGUAUUGGCUUUGGAAGACCAUCUAAGUUUCGAAAGUAUGAAGAACAACAGAGCUGUCAAUUAUGAGCCAGUUAUAGAGAUUAAUAAAACUCACAAUUUAAUUGACGCUAACGGAAGUUUUAUGAGAAGUGGUAUAGUGGGAGGAGGAAAACAAAAAAUGUCACCAGAGUUUAUAAAAAUUUUUGACGAAUGGGAAGAGAAAUGCUUAGAGAAAAGUGGAUUAAAGUUUUAAUUAAAUUUAUUAAGUAUAGCAUGUAUUAUAUUAUUUUUAUCGCUAGUAAUUAUUUAUAAAAAAAAAUGUAUUAUGGUGUUAGGUAUUUAAUGUAAAGAUUUAAAACAAAACUAAUGAUUAAUUCGGUAUUAUUCUAUUGCUCUCGUUGCUAAUUCAACUUUGUAUUCAUAAUUUUUACAAGGAUAAUUUCUGGAUAGUUCAAUUAC